Messenger RNA from Indicator indicator, 1353 nucleotides. RefSeq names its product regulator of G protein signaling 11 (gene RGS11). The record is from RefSeq and is a predicted model, not a curated record. The transcript has 16 exons. Bases 1 to 1353 code for a protein of 450 amino acids. Gene Ontology annotation, biological process: G protein-coupled receptor signaling pathway; regulation of G protein-coupled receptor signaling pathway; intracellular signal transduction. Lineage: Eukaryota; Metazoa; Chordata; Aves; Piciformes; Indicatoridae.
AUGGAGAGAAUGAUCGUCAGCAUGCAGGACCCCGACAUGGGCAUCAAGAUGAGGAACCAGCGCCUGCUCAUCACUGUCAUCCCCCAUGCCAUGACAGGGAAUGACAUCGUGGAGUGGCUCAUCCAGAAGUACGGCAUCUCCGAGGAGGAGUCGCUGCACCUUGGAAACCUGAUUGUGAAGCAUGGCUACAUCUACCCCCUCAGAGACCCCCGCAGCCUGGUGCUGCGGGCAGAUGACUCACCCUACCGCUUCCAGACCCCCUAUUUCUGGACCAGCACCAAAUGGCCAGCCACAGAGCUAGAUUAUGCCAUUUACCUGGCCAAGAAAAACAUCCGCAAGCAGGGUGACCUAAUUGAGCACGAGAAGGACAACUACAACCUCCUGCACAAGCGGAUCAACCACACAUGGGACUUCGUGGUGAUGCAGGCACGAGAGCAGCUCCGGGCAGCCAAACAGCGGAGGAAGGGCGACCGCAUCGUCAUCGACUGCCAGGAGCAGGCCUACUGGCUCGUCAACCGGCCCCCGCCAGGAGCCCCCAAUGUGCUGGAGCAGGGUCCCGAGCGCAGGAACAGUCACACCACCCGUGUCCAGCUGACCAAGAACAUGGAUUACUACAAGCGGGAGAUCGAGUACUGCAGGAAGGCCAUGGCCAGGACCAGAGUGAAGUCCUCCAUCUGCCUCGAGGGGUACAUCAAGUUCAAUGAGCAGUACGUGCCUCAUGACCCCAUCAUGUCUGGCUGCCUGCCCAGCAACCCCUGGAUUACAGAUGACACCACGUACUGGGCCAUGAAUGCCCCCACGGUGCCAACCCCCACGAAGCUGCGUGUGGAGCGCUGGGGCUUCAACUUCAGCGAGCUCCUCAUGGACCCUCUGGGCCGGGCGCAGCUCCUUGAAUUCCUCAAGAAGGAGUUCAGCGCUGAGAACCUGAGCUUCUGGGAGGCAUGUGAGGAGCUGCGCUAUGGGGAGCAGUCUCGCAUCGAUGAGAUUGUGGACUCUAUCUACCAGCAGUUCCUGGCUCCUGGGGCCACGCGCUGGGUGAACAUUGACAGCAAGACCAUGGAGAGGACACUGGAAGGCAUCAAGACUCCCCAUCGCUACGUGAUGGAUGAUGCCCAGAUGCACAUCUACAUGCUGAUGAAGAAGGACUCCUACCCACGGUUCCUCAAGUCAGACCUCUACAAGAACCUCCUGGCCGAGGCCAUCAUCCCUCCAGAGACCAAGAAGCAGGUUUUCCCCUUUAUGCGCAAGCAGCGGCACUCCAGCCCCAGCCCAGCACUGCUCCUGCCCGCGGGUGACACUGAGGAGAGGAGCAAGAGCCCAGCAGCAGCCCCUGUCCCCGAAGAGGAGAGCUGA